Messenger RNA from Corticium candelabrum, 3848 nucleotides. RefSeq lists its product as uncharacterized. Gene Ontology annotation, biological process: protein phosphorylation. The coding region runs from base 91 to 3705 and encodes 1204 amino acids. Lineage: Eukaryota; Metazoa; Porifera; Homoscleromorpha; Homosclerophorida; Plakinidae. Gene Ontology annotation, molecular function: ATP binding; protein kinase activity; protein binding. The transcript is spliced from 2 exons. The record is from RefSeq and is a predicted model, not a curated record.
UCUACUGAACUGCUUGUCGUGCAUGGUGGACGAGUAAGUCGUGCCACCCGUCAAAUUUACAUCGACACUACGACAGAAGUUUCUGAUCAAAUGCAGUUCUUGACGUUUACUCUCAACACUGGUGUAGAAGUUCCAAUAAGUGUGGGCAACAGUGACGGAUCUCCAGGAGGACGGUAUCUACACACGGCUGUAUCUUUUCCAGCUCUAUCUGCUAGUGGUCGUCCUGUUGUUUUCUACGGUGGUCUAGACAAACACAGACAUGCGCUCGGAAGUGUGUGGCAUCUGGAAGCGAGCAGAGUUCAAAACGAAGGGUUACACUGGAGCAGCACUGGAGAAGGACCGAGAAGGUGUGGCCACUCGUCAGUGAGUCUCGGAAAUAACAUGCUAGUGUUUGGAGGUUGUAAUCAAACUAUGUGCAUGAAUGAUGUUUAUAGCUACAACGUAGUGCAGCGUACGUGGGUGGAGGUAAAGGGAACGGGUAAGAUUCCCUCUCCCCGUGGAGGUCACAUCGCUAUUGCUGUAGAACAAGCAAAUCUAAUGUUCAUUCAUGGCGGAAUGGAAAUGCCCAUGGCGAGAGGAUCCCAUAGUAACUAUAGUGUGUUCGGAGACACCUAUGUUUUUGACAUAAAAACAAAGAUGUGGCAACAUCUCGAAUUAACUCCGCCUACUAGUUUGACCAUCACCCACGCAGCGUCUGUCUUCUUCCAAUACUCAAAUUACGGUCGCUGGGUUGUGUAUGGCAUUGUUGGGCGUAACUUAGAUGAUCUCGAUAAAGCAGUGCUGGCAGAGUUGACAAUUCAGCUGUCAGAUGGUUCUAUCACAAGUGGAUGGGAAAUAAAAAAUGAGUCGCAAUUUCUACAGUUCCCCAACGGUAGGAUGAUGACUACUUUGAUUAGUUUUAGUACAAGUACUGGAGACCAAAUUGCCUACAUGAUAGGUGGAGCAGAAAGUGUCAAAUCGUCACACCAUCAAUUCUAUGAUCCUCUUCCUGACGUGUGGCUGUUACGGCAACGUGACGGAUCGGCAAAAUCCGAAUGGAUUUACGUGUGCGCCACCAGCGAGCAUCCAGAACCGAGAGCCGGACAAACCGUCACUGUACUAGACGAUGGGCCUAUUGCGCUCUUUGGAGGAGUAGAAAAGAAAUUCUCAUUUGGUACCACGUUUGCCAGUAGUGUGUGGCAAGUAACUAUAAAAAACAGAAAUGUAAACUCUUGGAAAAAGACGAUCCCAACAAGCCGAUUGCUAGCAGGAGUGGUUGGUCACUCGUCCGUGGGAGUUUUCUUGUCAACCGGUGAAUCAAACGACACGGCGGCUUCUGGUGCCAACACAAUUCUUACAUUUGGUGGUUUCUCUAGAGACACAGUAAGUCUGGAAAACCGCAUUACUGUUGUAGCGCCAAACCUUCUUUACUGGCAUGUUUGGUCUCCAAGUAAAAGUCAACCUUCUCCAUGUCCGAGAGCUUUUCACUCCUUGGUUAUUCACAAUUUAACUUUGUAUCUGUUUGGUGGACUCAGCGACCUCUCUUCGAUGAAUUCAUCUGCGCUCAAUGAUACUUGGUCGUUACGUUGGUCGGAAAGCUGGAAGGAGAGCAAAAGCAUCGAUCAAUAUUGGACGCAAAUAGUAACAAACGUAUCAUCUCCCCCUGGAAGAUUUGGUCAUUCUGCUGUCACGCACUACAACGAAGGUAUGGGCGAGUUUGUUAUGUUAAUGUUUGGGGGAACUGAUGGCAUGACGGUCUUUAAUGAUGUCUGGCAACUUUCACUGUCUACGUUGACUUGGAAACAGUUGGUGCCAUCUCGUGUAGACCAACACGCAAAAACCAACAGUCGAAUUAUUAGAGUUUUUGGCCAUUCUGCUUCAAUGAUUGGACACAAAAUGGUAGUCUACGGUGGGUGUAACCAUCCACAUACAAACAACUUUCUUUCUCUUACUGAAAGCUUACCAUCUUGUCCACAAAGUUACGUUUUAGGCAUUGUCGCAUCAUUUGACACUCAGUCGAAUAGAUGGACAAUUGUUGAUAUUAUUGGAAAAACAAUUCCUAGAUAUUUUCAUUCCGCCCUGUUUCAAAGUAGUCACCUUUUCAUUUUUGGAGGCUUAAGUGGCACUGGCGAUCUUUACGACGGAACUUUUGCCAUUAGGCUUGGUUGCAACAAAGGCUACGAAGGCAACUUUCCAAAUGGUACAUGUGUUCCUUGUCCUAAAGGAUACUAUGGCAGCGGUGGAGGAAAACCUUGCCAGAAAUGUGAUAUCCACAGGGCGACGAAUGGUACCGCAAAGGCGUCGAAAACUGAUUGCACUAUUUGCAGUAACGAUGCUUGUGGAGGCCACGGCAAAUGUAAAUUCGAUGAAAAUGAUAAGAUUUCUUGCGAUUGUGACGCACUAUAUGGUGGAACAUACUGCCAAACAUAUACAUGGUAUAUCGUUGUCACGGUGGGAGUACCUGCAUCAUUAGCUGCAAUUUAUAUAGGGUUACAUCAUGUCAAACGUCUUUAUAAAUUACAACAGUCAAAGGCGAUUAAAUAUCAAAGGAUAACAGAUAGUUUCGAAAAAGCUUCCUGUAGUAUCAAUCUUGAUAAAGAAAUAAAACUCGAAGGCACAAUUGGUAAGGGAGGAUACGGAAUCGUAAAGAGAGGUAAGUAUCGACACCAUGCUGACGUUGCUGUGAAAAUGUUGAAACCUGAAGAUGAAGAUAUGAAAGAAGUUGUUUUAAGUUUCAAAAAUUCGUUGAAGAAAGAACUGGAGUGCCUACGAAACCUUCACCAUCUCAAUAUCGCUAAAUUCUAUGGUGCCGGACACGAUGAAAGGACUGAAAGUAUUUUUCUUGUCACAGAACUUGUUCAGCCAGGCAGCUUGCACGACGUUCUUCAUGAACUUGGAAAUGAUGGACAUGUACAACGAGAAUUUUUUGUUCCUCUUACAGAUCGAGUUAAGGUAAACUUUUGUAUGGGCAUUUGUUCAGCGUUGAAAUACUUACGUGAUGAGAAACUCUACAUACAUUGGGACCUAAAUCCAAAUAACGUUUUAGUCUCCAUCGACGGAGAAAUAAAGCUCAUCGACUUUGGGGUUUCCAAAAACAUCGGAGAAAAACCUAUCAUUUCGCAACUGACAAAGGCACACAGAAACGAAGCUAUAUAUAAGGAAAGAAGGACGGCGCAUAUUACACAAGACGAGGCAACACCAUUAGUGUCAAGUACAUCGUUUAGAAAACGAACGAAAAACUGCUACUUAGCACCAGAAUUUUUUCGAAAAAAUUUUACUAUUCAAUCAGAUAUCUACAGCUUUGCAAUUCUGUGUUGGGAGAUUAUAACUCGUAGGCACCCAAGUCAGCACUUUACAGAAGAAGUCGACUGGUAUUCUACAAACGAAUGGAAUUCUGGAAAAGCAAACAACGUGGCCAAACUCUGUCGCGAAGAUAAUCCAUCAAGACCCAACCUGGACCUUAUCAGAGGACAGAAUUACGACUCCAACCAAAACAGCCAGUUCGAGGAGAAGAUGCGGGAAAUAAUAACGGCUUGUUGGAGAAGCAAACCGUCGAGUCGUUGGAGUUACAUUACAAUUAGUGAAAGACUGGUAGACCUUGAACAAUUCUGUCCAGACACUCAAGAUGACGAGAAACGUAACUUCGAAAGCCAAUUACAACGGCUAAGUGAAAUCCUGCAACUGAAGACUGAAAAGAAAAUUCCCGAAGCCACUACAACAUGCUAGCAGACAGAAAUCAUAUAGCAGCAUAGCAAUCGCAACGUCCAGGUAUACAUAUAGAUACAUACAUAUAUAUAUAUAUAUAUAUAAGCUCAAUCUUUAAAUAAACGUCUAAAGGUGCAGACAUGUUGGAAAGUACCUUGCUGUAC